This is a messenger RNA of Nylanderia fulva, 2076 nucleotides long. Its product is annotated as cyclin-dependent kinase-like 4. Gene Ontology annotation, cellular component: nucleus. Lineage: Eukaryota; Metazoa; Arthropoda; Insecta; Hymenoptera; Formicidae. Gene Ontology annotation, biological process: protein phosphorylation. The record is from RefSeq and is a predicted model, not a curated record. Gene Ontology annotation, molecular function: ATP binding; protein serine/threonine kinase activity.
CAAGCUUUUAUUACAGCUGCUUUCAUUGGAGAAUAAAUCAUUAUUCAGUUAAUAAUCAAAAAUAACGAGUGCAAUACCGAAACAUCAUGUACCGAUAUUAUUAUUUUGGAUCGGUAUUAUAUCAAGUAACGCAUUCGCAAGUCUGGUCUGCCGCGUCUGCGCUAAAGGGUAGGGUUCGAAUAAAGCAAAACUUGUGGGGCAGCUUGACCCCCGGUCAUCCAUCGGGAUAGAGACAGUCUAACUGGUACCGUUCCUCGUGAAACUAUGCUCUUUACGCAACAAUUGACAUCGUUACCAUGCCUUGCCAAAUAUAAAAAGGGCCGGGCGCCGAGCAAAGCCAUGGAACGUUAUGAACGUCUGGCACGUCUCGGCGAGGGUAGCUACGGAGUUGUCUUCCAGUGUAGGGAUCGGCAAACUGGAAAACUGGUGGCUGUCAAGAAGUUUCAGCAGACCGAAGAUGAUCCUCUAAUACGUAAGAUCGCGCUCCGGGAAAUACGUCUGUUAAAGAAUCUCAAGCACCCGAACCUGGUGAACUUACUAGAAGUCUUCAGACGGAAGAGGAAGUUACAUCUAGUAUUCGAAUAUUGCGAGAACACACUUUUGCACGAGAUGGAGAAGUACCCUAGCGGCUGCCCGGAUCUCACGACCAGGCAGAUCACCUGGCAAAUUUUGCAGGGUGUCGCUUAUUGCCAUCGCCUCGGAUGCGUUCACAGAGACGUGAAGCCGGAAAACAUCCUCAUCACCUCCGAAGGCGUGGUCAAAUUAUGCGAUUUUGGGUUCGCGCGAAUGCUCAGUCCUGGUGAAAACUAUACGGAGUAUGUCGCGACCAGGUGGUACAGAGCACCUGAAUUAUUGGUCGGAGACACACAAUACGGGACUCCGGUCGACGUCUGGGCGAUCGGUUGCGUGUUUGCGGAAUUAAUACGGGGCGAAGCAUUAUGGCCGGGCAAAUCCGAUGUAGAUCAGUUGUAUUUAAUAAGAAGAACGCUGGGCGAUCUCUUACCACGACACAUGGCUAUCUUUCAGCAGAACGAAUUCUUUACCGGCAUUACUCUUCCAACACCGCAAACACUUACUCCUCUCGAAGACGCUCUACCCCGUGGAAAUAAUAGUCCUGUACAGUUGGAUUUCCUGAGAAAAUGUUUGGAUAAAGAUCCAAAUGAAAGGUGGACAUGUGAACAAUUGUUGCGACACUCUUACUUUGACAAUUUUCAUUUUAAAAUGCCGGACGUCGAGACGGAAGAGUUUGAAAAACUUAAAAAAUACCGAGAACGUUCUCGGAAUACUAAUUACAGUCAAAUGAUAUUACCGCAGUUACCUAAGGCUGGCCCUUCUGUUCAUAGCCACAGUGAAAAUCGACCGAAGAGCUCUUCUAUACAUCAACAAAAUUUCGACCACCUACCUACUAUAAGAGGCUAAAUCUAAUCUCCUCUGUGAUUGUACAUAUAUUUUCCUAAGCUUUUUAAGAAUGUUCACAUUAAUUUAUAGAAUUCUAUCAAAAUGAUUGUUAUCCUUUUAUUUAUAUUUGCACAUUUUACUCAGAGUUUAAGAACUUUUUCCUUUAGAUUUUGAUUUUCUGUUAAUAUAUAGAAGUAAACGCGUGCAAUUUAUGUAUAUCUCUUACAAUAAAAGUUUGAUAUAAAAUAAGAAAUUUAUUUUUGGUAUAUUGUUAGUAAGAUAGAAGCAACUUCAAAGUUGCCGCUUCAACUAUAGAAUGUUUUACCUUAAUCAAAACACCUCGAUUUUAAAAGAAACAACAGCAUAAAAAAGACAAAUAGAUCUACUAUUCAACAAUUUAAAAAGAUGAAUAAAUGACAUUAUUAAUAACAAGAGGAUUAAUAUGCAUAUAUUCUUACGUAGUAUACUUCUUAUAUAAUUUCAUUAAAGGAUGCUCAUGUCUUUCAUCCACUGGCACAUAACUUUGUUGCAAUUUAAACCAACCUAUGUGAAGUCCUACGAUUAGUGGUAACAUGACGUAGUAGGUGACGCUCUUUUGUAUAAAUGACUUUUUUACAUUAGGCGAUUGCAUUUUUUAUCAUGCAAUAGUUGUUCACCUUCACAUUUACUUUCGCUCUA